This is a messenger RNA of Argiope bruennichi, 2333 nucleotides long. RefSeq names its product endonuclease III-like protein 1. Gene Ontology annotation, biological process: nucleotide-excision repair; base-excision repair; base-excision repair, AP site formation. NCBI's taxonomy places the organism in Eukaryota, Metazoa, Arthropoda, Arachnida, Araneae, Araneidae. The transcript has 5 exons. The coding region runs from base 169 to 1314 and encodes 381 amino acids. The record is from RefSeq and is a predicted model, not a curated record. Gene Ontology annotation, cellular component: nucleus. Gene Ontology annotation, molecular function: DNA binding; DNA-(apurinic or apyrimidinic site) endonuclease activity; oxidized pyrimidine nucleobase lesion DNA N-glycosylase activity.
UGCAUCAGUAUACGAUUUAAAGCAUUUCUCUAGCUAGAUAUCAAAAGUGAAAGAACUUGUACAUUUUAAAAUUAAAUGAUAUGAUGUAUGGCAAUGCUAUUUAUUCUUCACGAUUUCGGAACAAUGGAUUCGAAUUCUGCAAGAAGGAAAGGAAUGAUGCAGCGUUGAAUGCAAAUAUUUUCAAAAUCACUUAGAAAUCUCCAAUUAUUGAAAUUAUCAGUUCGUUCUAUCACAUUUACAGAAAUCAUGAACGACAGAAAGAUAAACGCCAGCUCUUUAAGAACCAGAUCUGUUGUUAAAAAUAAAGUUUCUGCUACAACCGAUUCAGUAGAAAAUGAUACAGAUUCUGACUCUUCAGGACCAGUGAAACUUUUCUCUGUAGUUAGACAAAUAAAACCAUCAUUGCACAGGGAGAUAUCAAAAGAUGGGAAACCAAGACAAGUAAGAAAGCAGUCACGGAUUAGGAUUUACUGUGAUGAUGAUGAUGAAGAAGAAGAAGUACCACAGCAAAAGAACAAUAAUAAAUCACCUAGAAAGAGGAAACAAACUGAGAAUGAAACUGUAAAAGGCAGAAAAGCAAUUAAAACAGGAACUGAGAAACAAGCUAUUCAAGAUAUUGAAGAUAUAUGGCAGCCAGAAAAUUGGCGAGUUGUCUUGGAUAAUAUUCAAAAGAUGAGAAAGAUGUAUAAAGCACCUGUUGAUAGUUUAGGAUGUGAAGAGUGUCCUGAAAAAAAUGUGUCACCAAAGGUAUAUCGCUAUCAAACAUUAAUAUCUGUAAUGUUGUCGAGUCAAACUCGAGAUGAAGUUACUUUUGCUGCCACUGAGAGAUUAAUUGAACAUGGUUUAACCAUGGAAUCCAUACUGGCAACACCAGAUGAAAAAAUUAAAGACCUUAUUCAUCCAGUUGGAUUCUGUAAGUCUAAAGUCAGAUAUAUAAAGAAAGCAACACAGAUGAUAAAAGAUCAGUUUAAUGGAGAUAUUCCAAAGACAUUUGUAGAUUUGUUGAAGCUUCCUGGUGUUGGACCCAAAAUAGCUAACCUAGUGAUGAGUGUUGCAUGGAAGAAAACAGUUGGUAUAGCUGUUGAUACUCAUGUUCACAGAAUAUCAAAUAGGUUGGGAUGGGUUCCUAAACCUACUAAAGAACCAGAACAAACUCGAAAAGCAUUAGAAAAAUGGCUUCCAAAAGAACUGUGGAAGGAAAUCAGUCAAAAUUUAGUUGGAUUUGGUCAAACUAUUUGCAAACCCAUCAAUCCCAAGUGUGCAGACUGUUUGAACAAAAAUUUGUGCCCCUCCAGUACUUGCAAAGAAAAAUAAAUGUUUCAAUAUAUCAUAUGCAUAAUUUUCAGUUUGUAUAUUCUCUUGUAUUUUUGAAUUCUACUUUUAUUCAAAGAAGCAUUUCUUUCCAUUUAAAGUGUAAAUUAUUUCCACAGUUCAUAUUUGUAAAAGAAAAUAUGGUUCUUAAUUUUCAUUUGUAUUUUUGAAUUGUGUUUUUAUUCAAAGAAGCAUUUCCUUUCAUUUAAAAUGUAAACUGAUGUCAUAAUUCAUAAUUGUAAAAGAAAAUAAGUGUUUAGCUAGAUCAUGUUCAUAAUUUUCAGUUAGUAUUUUUGAAUUGUGUUUUUAUUCAAAGAAGCAUUUUCUUCCAUUUAAAAUGUAAACUGUUGUCAUUAUUCACAAUUGUAAAAGAAAAUAAGUGUUUAGCUAGAUCAUGUUCAUAAUUUUCAGUUUGUAUUUUUGAAUUGGGUUUUUAUUCAAAGAAGCAUAUCUUUUCAUUUAAAAUGUAAACUAUUGUUACAGUCCAUACUUGUAAAAGAAAAUAUGUGUUCAGCUAAAUCAUGUACUUAAUUUUCAUUUUCGGAUUAUGUUUUUAUUCAAAGAAGCAUUUACAAUGUAAAUUGUUGUCAUAAUUCAUAAUUGUAAAAGAAGAUAUGUGUUUAGCUAGAUCAUCUUCAUAAUUUUCAGUUUGUAUUUUUGAAUUGGGUUUUUAUUCAAAGAAGCAUAUCAUUUAAUUUAAAAUGUAAAUAGCUGGCAUGAUUAAUACUUGUAAAAGAAAAUAUGUGUUCAGCUAGAUCAUGUCCUUAAUUUUCAUUUGUAUUUUCGAAUUGUGUUUUUAUUUGAAGAAGCAUUUUCUUCCAUUUAAAAUGUAAACUGUUGUUAUAAUUCAUAAUUGUGAAAGAAAAUAAGUGUUUAGCUAGAUCAUGUUCAAGAUUUUCAAUUUGUAUAUUCUCUUGUAUUUUUGAACUGGGUUUUUAUGCAAAGAAACAUUUCCUUUCAUUUGAAAGGUAAAUUGCUGUCAUAAUUCAUUUAAAUAAAUGUAAACAUUUUUGAAAAAUAAA